CCACAGAAGAAGAAGAAGCGCAUCAGCUGGCGGCCGUGACGUCAGCAGCGGAAGAGGAUUGAGAGCCGAUGUUUGCGCUGCUCAUAAUAACCCCCUGAAACAGAUCCAACAACAGCUUGCAGAUGUCUGAGGACGUCUAUGAGAAGUUCCUGGCUCCAGAAGAGCCGUGUCCGCUGCUGUCUCAGAGAGGGAACCUCAGUGAAGAUGCUACGCUGGACGUCAGUGACUUCGGCUGCCAGCUGUCCUCGUGUCACCGCACAGACCCGCUCCACCGCUUCCACAGCAGCAGGUGGCACCUGACCUCCUGCGGCACCAGCGUGGCCAGCUCAGACUGCAGCGAGGAGCUCUUGUCCUCCGUGUCUGUGUGUGAUCAGGACGACUGCUACUCGCUGCUGGACGAGCAGGAGCUGGCCUCCUUUGAGCUGUUCCCCGAGGGCAGCGUGUGCAGCGAUGCGUCCUCCUCCAUCAGCACUUACUGGGACUGGUCCGACAGCGAGUUCGAGUGGCAGUUACCGGGCAGUGAUAUAGCCAGCGGCAGCGAUGUGCUCUCCGACAUCAUUCCCAGCGUGCCCAGCUCACCCUGCCUCGCGGCCAAACGGAAAAACAAACCGCACCGAAACCUGGACGAGCUGCCCUGGAGCGCCAUGACCAACGACGAGCAGGUGGAGUAUAUUGAGUAUUUGAGUCGAAAAGUGAGCACAGAGAUGGGACUUCGGGAGCAGCUGGACAUCAUAAAAAUAAUCGACCCGAGCGCACAGAUUCUGCCGACGGACAGCGAGUUCAUCAUCGAGCUGAACUGCCUCACCGAUGAAAAGCUCAAGCAGGUGCGGAGCUACAUCCGCGAGCACGGUCCGCGGCAGCAGCGCAGCGUGAAGAGGAGCCUGGCGAGCAGCGUGAGCGCUCACAGCAGCAGUGACGCCAGCAUCACCAGCAGCAGCAUCAGCAGCAGCAGCGCCUCCACCGCCUCCAGCAUCAGCCGCGCUCACAGCGACGGGAACCUGGCCUCCGCCGCAGAGAGGAUACGAGACUCCAAGAAGCGCUCCAAGCAGAGGAAGCUGCAGCAGAAGGCUUUACGCAAGCGUCAGCUGAAGGAGCAAAGACAGGCUCGUAAGGAGAGACUGAGCGGUCUGUUCCUGAAUGAGGAGGUGCUGUCUCUCAGAGUCCCGGAGGAGGAGGACCACUGCGAUGACCUGGACGUGCUGAUGUGACCCCAGUGACACUUCAGUGUUCCUUCUAUGCCUCCUCCUCCUCCUCCUCAUCAUCACACACACACACACACACACACACACACAGCAGUUUAGCUUGCAGCGCUGCAGUCUCAGAGCACUCACCGGUGAGCCCAGGAACCAAGUAUUAACAUACAUCAGACUAGUGCACGACAGAAACACUAAUAGAUGUCUGCUGCACCUCCUCCAGGUGUUUGGACAUCAUACACAUGGGGAACUAAUGCCAGAGACGUUUCACUAUAGCAAAAAACAUACAGGCAAACCAAAAACUGUUCAGACACCUUCAACAUGUCUCACAUUAUAUCAACGUUUAUUCGCUAUAGUUGAGAAAAUGGUAAUAAAAUAUGAGAAGAGCUCCGAGUUAAACCGUGUCAGAACAAACUCAUCUUGAUAAUGUCAGAUAACUUUGAUAGAAAGCUAUGUAACAAAACAUGCUCAGGUCAAAUGGUCAAAACUAAUUUUUGGACUUAAAAUUGAUCAAUUUUUACUGGUAGCCCUCUGUAUGAAGAAUGUUUGGGUAUAAUAUGUCACAGUUUACUUUAUUUUGCUAUCCUCACUCAUAAAUGAACUAUAGUGUAAAAUCAAACAUUAUAUCUGCUGUCUGAAUAAGUUUUGGUUUAACUAUGUGUGUUAUUAAACACUCCUCACUAGAAAAAAUAAAUGAUUAAGUACAUAAACCUAAUUGUAUGUGAUAGCAAGUUUAAAACACACUUGGUACUAACGAUUCUGUAGAAAGACAAAAAGACGUUCUGCUCUUACCCAGAAGACACCUUUCUAUAGCAGCGCCGAUAAAUUUGUGCUGGACGUCUGCAUUAAAGCAUCACAUCUCAAACAACAUUCUUCAAUAGCAGUGAAAGGACAGAGAAGAGCGUUUUGUAUUUCAUCACUGAUCAUUUCUUCAUAAUAUGCACAUGAGUUAUUGUGUAAUCAUUGUUAGCUGAACUCAGGCUUAGAGGGAACACUGACAGCUGAAGUCGUCGCCUCCGCUGUGUCUCUGCUUUGAUUAGAAAUGGCAUGAAAUUAUGCUUUGGAACUUUUUGACAUUCAAAUUUCAUAUGAAAAUCUAAUAGUACACAAUACCUUUAAACAUGUUCAUCGACUAGAAAAUAUCACUUGUGCUCUCCUAGGCAAAUCAGAGAAAGUAACAUUUCAUAACUUUUAUUGUGAUUAUAUUUAUAUAAUCUGUGUUAUAGAGUGGAAGUGAGGAGAAUAGGUUUUAGUGUAAAAUUACACGCAUUCAUUGUCUUACAUGUUUUGUUUCGGUCAGAAUUUGUUUGCUUGCAACACUUUUUUUUUUGUUAAACUUGCAUACGUGUUAUUUAAGCUUUCUUUAUAAAUGUAAGCUUUGCUGUAUUGCAGAUGUACUAUUUGAACAAUGAUUUUCCCAAAAAAGUUUAGUUGCAAAAUGUCUAAAUAACACACUUCUAUUGGUUACACCAUUUGUAAGACAGCUACAUAGAUAUUUUGAGUCAGACAUAAAUGUAAGUUAGUAUGACUUAACUGCUUUCCUGAAAUGUCUGAAUAUUCUUCAUUUUAACUAAAUAAAAUCAAAGUAUGACGUGGAUGAGUUGUGAAAUAUAUUGAACAUCAAACUGCUUUUGUGUCAGUUAAUUAUAUACUGUCUUGACAUGAAAUAUGUUUAAGCAUUUAAAUCCAUGAUUACUUCAGUUUCUAUUGCUGGUUCAUGUAAAGCUAAUGCUUUCUUUCGAUAGCUACAGUUAGUGUAGUCUUGACACAUUCACGUGAGAAAUUG
Sinocyclocheilus anshuiensis is the source of this 2979-nucleotide messenger RNA. Its product is annotated as protein FAM199X. The record is from RefSeq and is a predicted model, not a curated record. Lineage: Eukaryota; Metazoa; Chordata; Actinopteri; Cypriniformes; Cyprinidae. The transcript has 7 exons. Bases 123 to 1208 code for a protein of 361 amino acids.